Molecule: messenger RNA, 4014 nt
Organism: Oryzias latipes (Japanese medaka)
Lineage: Eukaryota; Metazoa; Chordata; Actinopteri; Beloniformes; Adrianichthyidae
Gene: nod2
Product: nucleotide-binding oligomerization domain containing 2
Biological process (GO): regulation of apoptotic process
Molecular function (GO): protein binding
Source: RefSeq, a predicted model, not a curated record
AGAGGACAGACAGAGGCUCACCAACAAAUGUUUCAGGACGCCCAAAUGAGAGAAGGAGCCCCGAUUGCUGACAUUUCGUAGCUGGGGCGUUGCGAGCAGCACAAGUCCAAGAUGGAAUCUUGGAGCAUGGAAGCUGAUGCGAAAAAAGCCCGUCUGCCAUGGAGCGUUUGCUGAAGCAGCGUACAGAGAUUCUGCGUGCUCUCUGCAGUGGUGGGUCAGCUGAACAUCUGGAAAGCAUUUUGGAUAUACUGCUGGCUCAGGAAGAGAUCACAUGGGAGGACUACCAGAACGUACAGGUUACAGGAAGACCACUGAACAGCAAUGCCAGAAACCUGCUUGACCUGGUUUACACAAAGGGUGCAGACACCUGUGAGCUCUUCCUCGCUGCUCUCAAACAGAUUCUGCCAAAAGAGCAGGGGGCUGGUCUUUGCUUCUUAGAACACUCAUCCACUUUGGAUGAACUAGAAGUCACUCAGAGGACAUGGACGGAGACGGUCCUGAAACGAAGACCUAGUCUGGUCUGGAAACUGCAGGGCUCCGUUCAUGAUGCGGUGGAAGCUCUUGUGGAGUCUGGACACUUCUCCUCUGCAGAUGCUAAUGAAGUGCUGCUACCUGUUUACACCCCGUCUCAGCAGGCGAGGCGACUUCUGGAUCAUGUCGGGUCCAAAGGCGAGUCGGCAUCAAAAAUGCUGCUGCAGUUCAGUCAGCAAAGUGAAGAACCCCAAACCUCCCCGAAUCAGGACAAGCUCACCAACACCACAGAGGUCUUGAAAAGAUUCAAGGAGAAGCUGAGCAGCUCUGUGUCAGCAGAGUCCUGUUUUCUCAGUACGUACGGAAGGACCAACCACAUGCCUCUUGAGGUUAUCUUCACUGAAGUCCAGCUGGCGUUACCCGACAACAAACCUGUGAGCCUGGAGGAGAUAGUGAGUCCUAAGGAUGCAGUGAACGGGGAGGCGGACACGGUGCUGGUGUCCGGGGUGGCAGGAAGUGGGAAGAGCACCCUGCUGCAGAGGCUGCACCUUCUCUGGUCUCAAGGGAGCGCCCUUCGGGACUUUCUCCUUGUGUUUCCGUUCAGCUGCCGCAGGCUGAACUCAGAGCUCAGAGAACUAUCCCUGCAGGAGCUGCUGUUCCAGCACUGCUGCUGGCCGGACAGAGGGCAGGAGGAGAUCUUCCAGUUCAUCCUGGAUCACCCGCAACUCAUCCUCUUCACCUUCGAUGGUCUGGAUGAGCUCAAGCAAAGCUUUUCCGAUGACCAGAGGCUGUGCUGUCCCACACAGCGUGCACCUGUGCAUGUGCUUCUGUUCAACCUGAUUCAAGGAUCCCUGAUGAAAGGGGUGUGGAAAGUGGUCACCAGUCGUCCAGAUGCAGUGGGCCCCGGCUUGAAGCAGCACCUUCGCAGAGAGGUCCUCCUGAAAGGCUUUUCUCCAGCAGGCAUUGAGUCCUUCGUGAGACAACAUCACAGAGAUCCCACUGUAGCUGCUAAAGUGUUAGAAUCUCUGCAGGCGAACACAGCUUUGCUGGGAUUGUGUCAUAGUCCAGUUCUCUGCUGGAUAGUCUCCCAGUGUCAUAAAGAGCUGCUUGGCUGUGGGGAGGGAAGACCUCAAACCCUCACAGAUGUUUAUCUGAUGAUCCUACAGCACUUUUUUCAACACAAGCAUCUUCUGAAGAACCCAAUUGGAGCAGGCUGGCUGCAGGAGCACAAGGAGACGGUGUUGCACCUUGGGAAGCUUGCUUUUGAUGGAAUAUCUACCUCAUGUUACGUCUUUUCCAGCACAGAUUUAGAGCUGUGUAAUGUAGGUGAAGGGGAACUCUUGACUGGCUUUCUUACACAAAGCAGAAAUGUUUCCCAAAUUGACAGAAAAUGUUACGAAUUCCUGCAUUUAACAAUACAAUGCUUCUUUGCUGCUCUUCACAUUGUUUUGUCGCCUAACGUUGAGCGUUCAGCUGUCACCAAACUCUUUGAUCUGUGGAACAUGACAGAGAAAAGUAGCACAUGCUUUGGCCUCUGCCUGCCGGACAAACAAAGCUGGGCUACGAAGAAUGACAGGAAUGCAGUAGAAACACCUAACCUGCAGAUCAUAGCCACCUUUGUGUCUGGACUGCUGUCCCAGCGCCACAAACACUUGUGGCUCCACUGCUGCCCCGGCGCUGCUCUGGAGCAGAAAGGCAGACAGGUGGUAAAAAGCCUGUCCAAAGGCAUGCAGAGGCAUUUCCGGUCCAUCCCCAAACCCGUUCCGGGAGAGAAAAAGAGCAUGCAUGCGUUGCCUCACUUUGUCUGGCUUAUCAAGUGCAUCUACGAGAUGCAGGACAGCCAGAUUGCUAAAGAUGCUAUGAGUAAGCUGGAGGUGGACCACCUAAAACUGACGUACUGUAAUAUUGGCCCUGUUGAAUGCACUGCCCUCGCCUUUGUGCUCCAGCAUUUAAAGAACCCUGUUGGUCUUAAUCUGGACAACAACUCUGUGGGUGACGUUGGAGUGGAGCAGCUUCUUCCCUGCUUGCACAUUUGUAGCUCCUUGUACCUCAGAAAUAACAACAUUACAGAUGAAGGUAUUCGCAAACUGACUGACAAAGGUGUGCAGUGUGACAGCUUCCAGAAAAUAGCCCUCUUCAACAACAGACUAACUGAUGCUUGCACCCAGCACUUCUCCCACCUUCUGAAGACCAAGCAGAAUUUCCUUGCUUUAAGGCUGGGCAACAAUAAUAUAACAGCCGAUGGGGCAAAGCUGCUGGCAGAGGGACUGAAACAGAACGGCUCUCUCAUGUAUUUAGGGCUUUGGGGAAAUCGGAUUGGUGAUGAAGGAGCGGAGGUCAUUGCCAAUGCCUUAGAAAGCAGCACAUCUCUGGUAUGGCUCAGCCUCGUGGGUAACGGUGUUGGAAGCACAGGGGCGUGUGCUCUCUCCAAGGUCAUCAGGAACAGCCCAUCACUGGAGGAGCUCUGGCUGACGGACAACUGCAUAACCAGGACAGGGGUGGAAUCUCUCAUUGAAGCCUUGGAAAGUAACCCACGAGUGAAGUCAGUAUGGUUAAGAGGCAAUGAGCUCAGCUCUGAGGACGUUGCAGAAUUAAAUCAGCGAGAACCAAGGCUUCUUUUUUGAUGUAAUGUGCCUGUUAUUGAAAAAACUACAUAUUUUUUGCAAUGUAACUGCUACUCCUUACUGACGUACAACUGCCGUAUGGAUGAGCACACUUAAGAACCAUGAAUGACAUUUGCACAUCUUCACUUUCUUCCCUUUUUGGCUUAAAGUAACAGAUCUCCCAGGCAAAAUAAAUCAACCUAAAACCUUACGUUUGAAGGAAUUUUGUAUGAGUUUACUACUAGCAGAGCUAGAACAUUUCAUAAGGGGUGGGGGGUAAUUGUAUCCGUUAAUUAAAACAGUUUUAUUUUUGUUAUUAUCAAUAAUAAAAACAGCAGUUCUUUUAGCUGAGGUGCAAUUACUAAUGAAAAAGCUUGUAUUGAUGAUUUUAAAUUUUGCCAAUAACGAUACUAGUCAAAUAUUAGAGAGGCAAAGCUUUUUGCCUCACUUUGACUUGUGAGAUAAAAAAAGUAAAGUUUUUCUGUUUUUGUUUCUCAGUCCUGUUUACUUGACUUUGAAUUGGUUUUUAAAUGUAGAUCAAACUAACUGCAUGGGUUCUUAGGCAAAGAUGCAACAACAAAACCUUCCAAAUAUUUUAGCAUGUACCUCAAAAACUGAGCAGCUGCUGUACCUCACACUUUUAAGUUACAUGUGUCUGAAGUGGGACUGAAUUGGACAGAAUUUGUAGCUUUUUUGCUGCCCCCCUGUCAUUUAGUUCUCAAAAAAUGCAACUCUCAGAAGCUAUUUCACUUGGUUUUAUUAUAAUUUCUUGUUGAAUAACAGCUAAUCUCGAUGAAAAUGCUGUUGCAUUUGUUAAAGUUUUUAUUCUAUUUUGUUGUUCUCUUUUUUGUUUCCUUAUGGCAUAAGCUGUUGACUUUUGUGGGAGGUGUUUCUCAUGUGGAUGUCUUAUCUGGUUUAAUAAAAGUUAAAGUUAAAAAAA